UCAGAUGAUUUGUAACCUCUGAUUUUAGAGUGUGCUUGUUCACUGAAAAUAUCAUGUGUAAUCCUAUUUUCAGAAAAUGGUUUAACCCUGCUUUAUCAGCAAAAUUCAGUGUAUUUAAUAAGUCAUGUGCGCUUAACCAUGCAACAUAAUGGAGCUUUAUACAAGCUUUAAGUAAAGAACAUGGGAAAUAUAUUAACUACAAAACUGUGUGUGUUUUCAUAAAUACUCAUUUUGUUUGCAUGAAUGGGAUCAUAAUACUAGCGAAAACAAAGCACUUCAAACUCAAGGACAGUUCACAAUAUCUACUGCAAAAUGGCGACAUCUGUAGAUUCAGGUCAUAGUGGUUCAGACUUAGUGAAGGACUAUGUUUGUGGAGGUUGCGAAAGCAGACAAAUUUAUGAAAGUGCUGAUUAUUUUUGUGCAACAUGUACAAAGUUUUUCUGCAGAAAAUGUAUUGAUCCUCAUGAUCAAAUAUAUGCAAACCAUUCCAAAUAUGGAAGAGGCGAAACAUAUAAAUGGCCUCUUACAAAGACAAUGGAGGAUUUGCUACUGAAAUGUGAUGUUCACAAGGACAAGAAACUGAAAAUGUUUUGUCAAGACCACAGUCAGCUGUGUUGCACUGAUUGUGCUUUUCUGUGCCACAGACAGUGCACAAAUGUGGCUCUUAUUUUUGAGUCAGCCAAAAACCUGUCAAUGGAUAUGCAACAGUUAUCAAACAAACUGCAAACUAUUGUUGAUGAAUUAAAUAAGUUUAAGAUUACAAAAGAGGCCAGCAUGCAGUCCGUGGAAGAAUCAUGUAAUGAAAAACUGCUAGAAAUCCAAGACCUGCGAAAGAAAAUAAAUGCUGCUUUGGACGCACUAGAAAAUACAACAUUUAAAGAAUUGGAUGAAAUUCGAACCACAUUACUAACCUCUCUCAAGAAAGAUAUUGACAAUGGCAACAAACUGAAGGAUGACUUACAAACACUCAGAGAAGCUGUAAAUGGCCUUUGUGAUAAAAGUAAAAAAGAACUUGAGUUCAUAGCCAGCAGAAAAUGUUUGGACAAAAUACAAGAGUCAGAGUCAUAUCUGAAGGAGAACCAUGUAAAUGUGCAGAGUUCAAUAACAUUCAGAGCAAACACUGACAUUUGGCAGUACUUGUUUAAACAGUCAAGUCUAGGAAGGAUUGUAGACAGUAUGCAGUCUCUCAAACUCAAGAUGAAUCCAGAUCAGGUGUUAACUCUGAUGAGGACAUCAGAGUAUACUGUGAGCAUACCAAGUGACACAUGUCAGAAUUACUUCAUCAGUGGCAUUUGCAGCAUGCCUAGUGGCCAGGUCAUUGUUGCAGAUUUUCAUAAUAAAAAGGUGAAACUUUUGGACCAGCAUUAUAAUGUGUCCAGUCACUGUGAUGUGACUGGUAAACCAUGGGAAAUUUGCCCUAUCACAUCCAGUGAGGUUGCUGUAGUUUUUAAUAAAGAUGUGCAGUUUAUCUCUGUGAACAAUGGGAAGUUGGUCAAUGGGAGGCAGUUUUCAUUAAAACAUGAUGUCAAAGGUAUUGCCUAUCAUCAGGGAGCAUUGUAUAUCACCUCCGGCACUACAUUGUUCCAAUACAGUCUUACCGGAUCACAAAUAAAAAAGUUGUAUGAGGAUGUAAGCCGCUGUUGGAGAGGUACAUGAAAUUUUCUAUACAUAUAAAUAAAAGGUUGUAUCUAUUGUUGAUAUUUUUUACAAGUAUGACAAUUUUGAUGUAACAAAUGACAAUAGAGUAAAUGCAUGUAUUAUA
Molecule: messenger RNA, 1762 nt
Organism: Dreissena polymorpha
Lineage: Eukaryota; Metazoa; Mollusca; Bivalvia; Myida; Dreissenidae
Exons: 2
Coding region: 313-1656 (447 amino acids)
Molecular function (GO): protein binding; zinc ion binding
Source: RefSeq, a predicted model, not a curated record